UUUUGUUCAACUUCCGGAAAAGGCACACACGAACACAGGCCUGACAGGGAUUCACAGAUCUACAGGCAACAGUAAACAAUAGUUUUGGCUUUGGUUGAAAAAAUGACCAUGACAGAUUUGGAUCCAACUUUUAUCAAAGCCUUGAGGUUGCUGCACUCUAAAAGCAAAGACUCAGCUGAUCAACUGAAACAAAUGUUGGAUGAUGUGCUCCAUUCCAAAAAAGGUCAAAAGGGAAGUGCAAGUUCUGACACCAGAACUUCAUCAAAAUCUUCACACAAGGAUAAGGAGGAAAGCAAGUCCAAAAAACGAGAAGCUGAAAAGAGGAGCAUUGAUAAGGUAAAGCAGGAAAACUUGGAAGUGCCCCAGGAAACUCCACCCAAAAAACCUCGUAAUGAGUCUCCCAAGCGCCAAAUCACACCAGCAAGCGAGGAAGAGGUGAAAAGUAGAGAAGCGAAACCAGAACCUGCAGAAAAACCCCCAAACAAGGACAAGGAGGAAAAAGAGAGGUCAAAGAAAGAGGAGGAAAAGAAAACAAAACAAGAAAAGGAGGACAAAGUGAAAGUAAAAGAAGACAGUAAAGGUUCAGGGGACAGCGGUGAUGAAUUCAAUGAUUUUGCUAUUGGACUGGACAUUGCAUGUGUCGUGUGCAAAUCCUUUGAUGUAAAGACUGGAAAUCAGUUGGUUGAGUGUCAGGAAUGCCACCACCUCUAUCAUCAGGAAUGUCACAAGCCCCCAGUGACAGAGCAGGAUGUUCAUGAUCCGAGAUUUGUGUGGUACUGCUAUAAAUGUACAAAGAGUCUCAAGAAAAUGGUGAACAAACCAAGCAAAAACAAAUCAGAUGAUUCAAAAGAAAAAGUCCGUCCCUCUAGUUCCAAAUCCAGUUCAAGUUCAAACAAAAAUGAUCCAGCCGGACUUUUCAACUUCAGGAAGGUUUCAACUUCUAGCAAUAAUUCCAACAACUCAGGAGCUAAACCUUUGAGUGGUCUUGCUAGUUUAGCAGCAAAACCUACAAGUGGAUUAGGAGGUGUAGCCGCAAAGCCCAUGAGUGGACUAGCAAGCCUCGCUGCAAAUCUCUCUGGAAAGACGGAACAAGCAAAAGCACCGAAAUCAGAGCCCGGCAAGUCUCCGAAAUCUGACCAAUCAAAACCUUCCUCUGGAAAAUCGGAUCAAUCACGCUCAAGCAAACCAGAAAUACAAAGGUCAAACUCGGUCUCAUCAAAGCCAGAGUCAUGGAAACAAAAGACAGAACAGUCAUCUGAAAAGUCCAAACUUAGUUCUACGUACAAAACGAGCUCAAAAUCAGAAGACUCUAAAUCUAAAUCAUUGUCGGAAACAUCAAAAUCAAAGAGUUCAGAAUCCGGAAAGUCCAAAUCAACAGUAGAUCCUGCAAAGGUAGAAGCCUUUAAGGCAAAGGCAGCAGGAGGAGAGUCCUCAAAGUCCAGGUCGUCCCCCAACGCAUCAUUCGAGGUCCCCAAGUCAAAGGGAUCAGGGUCCAGUAAACAGGCUUCAGGGGGGAGCACAUCAGUUGUGACUGCAGAGAAGAGGCUACAAAUGAUGAAGAAGAAAGCAGCUGUCAAGAUUCAAGAAAAAAGAGCUUCUUUGAAGUGAUUUCUUUUAUAUACAGUAAAAAUUUAUUUGACAUUUACCGGUAUAUAUAUACCGGUACUACACAGACAGUGACAGACCACAUACAGAAACUUGCACAAAUUACUGAUACUAAUAUAUAUGUCCAAUCCAUAAUUUUUUUUUUUGAUGAAAAUUUACAUUCUAUCUUGAUGUAAAAAUAAAAGGAUCAGAGAAACAAAACUUCAAAUUUUAA
This is a messenger RNA of Magallana angulata, 1819 nucleotides long. RefSeq names its product integrator complex subunit 12-like. Lineage: Eukaryota; Metazoa; Mollusca; Bivalvia; Ostreida; Ostreidae. Gene Ontology annotation, cellular component: integrator complex. Gene Ontology annotation, biological process: snRNA 3'-end processing. The transcript has 8 exons. The coding region runs from base 103 to 1608 and encodes 501 amino acids. The record is from RefSeq and is a predicted model, not a curated record.